This is a messenger RNA of Pichia membranifaciens NRRL Y-2026, 1149 nucleotides long. RefSeq lists its product as hypothetical. Bases 1 to 1149 code for a protein of 382 amino acids. The transcript has a single exon. The record is from RefSeq and is a predicted model, not a curated record. NCBI's taxonomy places the organism in Eukaryota, Fungi, Ascomycota, Pichiomycetes, Pichiales, Pichiaceae.
AUGUGCUUGCGGUGUGGAAAGGAGUAUACUACACAAGAAACGCACUGCUAUAGAUGCUAUACAUGUCCGAUAUGUGAUGAAGACUUAGAAUCCCACCCUUUGUUAUACAAACACAAAGCUGGAUCGACUGAAGUUGAGUUUGAGCUCAUCAAAUCCAAACAUGAUAAAAGCAAGAUCGCAGCAAAAGCUGUGAUUUUCAAAUGCCCUAAUUCAGCUUGCCGGUUCAAGUUUGCAACGAAAGUGGAAACGAAACCACAAAGUUUGCAGCAAAUAGUGCAAGAUAAUAUUAAGGAUGAUACGGAUAUUAGAUAUAAUGCGCUUUUGAAUUAUUAUGAUUGGUGUUUGAAUUACCAACGAAUUUUAGACAAACGGCAACGAUCGAAGUGGAAGACAGAAAUUCUUGGAAGAUUUAAGAGUUUUGAGAUUGCCAAAAUCUUACAGAAUGAUAGUAAUUCACAACAAUUGAUAGACAAAGAAAGCGGUAAUAUACGCUCUAUCCACGAUGAAGAAGGUAAUCAAAUAUGCCCUCAUCCUAAACUACUACAUACAGAAAUGCUAGAAAUAUGCCCGACAUGUUUAGAGGAUAUAAGCGGGAAUAGAAUGGCUUUUAAGUUACCUAUUGUUUAUGCAAUACCGAUGGUAGGUUAUCCAUCAUCCAACGUGAAAGAGCUACAAACAGGUGAAACGGUAGAUGUUCCUAUUCUAUUGAGUUUUGUGAAUAAUGGUGAGGUUUCAAUAAAUUUGGGUAUUAAUGAGGAUGGAGUAGACGUUUUUUUAGCAAGCUCGUUGGCGCAUAAUGUGUGCAUUCCGGGAAUCAAUGAAUUUACUAAGCAAAAAAGCGGAGAAUUAUCUACAGUUCCUACAUGCCUACUCUCUCAUAUUUCUAAAAAAGAAGGAAAUUGGAAAACAGAAUUAGCAGGACGAGACCCUGGAGCUCUUACUCGGUUGAGAUACGUUGAGGCCUUGAGCUUUGAUGGAUCCGAGGAUACUAUAGAUGCGGGAGUCAAUUGGAUCACUUCACUCAUCCUGGUCAGAGUCACCAGCAGUGAAAGAAGUCGUAAGGGAAAGAUCAACUUUGUGCUGAAUGUUAGCGUCGAGCAAGGGGAAAAUGUUUCAAAUGCAGAAUAUCAUUGUUGUGCUUUGAUAUAG